Messenger RNA from Daktulosphaira vitifoliae (grape phylloxera), 3799 nucleotides. RefSeq names its product importin-13 (gene cdm). Gene Ontology annotation, molecular function: small GTPase binding. Gene Ontology annotation, cellular component: cytoplasm; nuclear membrane. The coding region runs from base 279 to 3095 and encodes 938 amino acids. Gene Ontology annotation, biological process: protein import into nucleus. The transcript has 17 exons. Lineage: Eukaryota; Metazoa; Arthropoda; Insecta; Hemiptera; Phylloxeridae. The record is from RefSeq and is a predicted model, not a curated record.
AUAUCAAUAGGAUGUCUCAUAUCAUUAUCUUUAAAAUUUGACAAACUAUUAUGUUUGUAUUAUAAUAAUAUAACUCAGAUUAUCGUUUAUUAGGGUUUGUGUGUUAUAAAUUAAUGUUAGAUCUUACGAGCCAAAAUUUAAACCUAAGUAAUACAUAUAUUUAAUAAAAGUUGAUUUUUGCGUAAUUAUAAGCAAGAGAUAUAACUGUAUUAGAUCAAUACAUGCGAAAUAAAACGAAUUUUUAUCCUUGUAUAAUCAUUUUACUUAAGUAGACGAAUAUGUCCCUUGAAAUAAUUGAGCGUGCAUUAGCUGAAUUUUAUUGUAACCAAAAUGUGGAAGUACACAAGAUGUUAUUGGAAUUUCAAAAUACAACUGAUGCUUGGAAUUUACUAUGGGACAUGUUAGAAAUAUCUAAACCUCGUGAAGUUCAAUUUUUUGGAGCUACCACACUUCAUAUAAAAAUUACAAAACAAUGGUUACAACUCAAGCGCACAGAUUAUGUUCUUCUUAGAGAUAAAAUAAUGGAUACACUUAUAAAAUAUUAUAAUUCUACUGGACCUUCUAAUAUUACCAAUAAAUUAUGUUAUAGUCUAUGCGCAUAUGUAAUACGAACUGUUCCAAAUCAUUGGCCUAAUGCUAUUCCACAGUUGAUGGAGACAUUUCAAAAUUCAUUAUCUCAGUCAACAAUAAAUGUCAGCAUCAUGAUUUUAGAAAUAUUAAUGGCUCUACCUGAAGAAUUUAGUGCUACAACAUUAUCUCAAAUACGGCGCAAUGAAGUUAGAAAAGAACUAGAAAAAUCAUCUUUACAAGUUUUAACCAUUGUGGAUAGUAUACUUCAAAGUGAUAGCGUAGAUUCUAUUGUUGUGUAUGCAUUAAAAUGUGCAGCAUCUUGGUUAGAUGUUGGAUUUGAUCUUAUGAAAUGUCAUCGCUUGACUGAUACUUUUAUAUCUGUUAUUUUCAAUUCUCAAAGAAAUCAAGAGUGUGUUAUUUUAGCAAUAGAUGCUCUAAAAUCCUUAUGUACUCAUCCUAGGACUUCAGUUUGUGAAGCUACAGUUUUUGAAGUUUUAAGUAAAGUAAUAGUUUUAUCUGAAAAAUUAUUCAAUUUAGGAAUAACUGAAGAACCUGAUAUUAUUGUUGAGAAACUUUUUGAUUUGUUCUUGGGUAUUGGGGACCAACAUUUUCGACCUAUUAUUCAAGGUUUAUUAAAUGAAAAUACACGAGAUCUUUGCACCAAAUUUUUAAAUUUAUAUUUAACUUGUACUAAUGCACCCGGCUAUUAUCCUGUAAAUGAAAACUAUAGUGAAAAAACAUUUACAUUCUGGUUUUUAUUACAAGAUGAUUUAUUGUCAAAUGAUGCUGGCCCUGAUAAUACUUUAUUAACAAUUGUUAAACCUCUGUAUGUAUCAUUAACUCAAGUAUUAAUAAAAAAAGUUUCAUUCCCAAAAAAUGUAGAAUCUUGGACUUCAGAUGAAAAAGAAUUAUUUCGAUGCUAUAGACAAGAUAUUUCUGAUACAUUUACUUAUUGUUAUUUCAUUCUACAUGCCGAAAUGUUAGAUGUGUUGUUGUCAAUUUACAAACAGGUUACUUGUGAUGCUGAAACAGCUAUUAAUGAAUGGCAAACUGUUGAGGCAUGUUUGUAUGCAUUUACUGCAAUUGCAGAGCCUCUUCAUAAUCAUGAAGACUAUCCACAUAUUGAACAACUUAUGACAUCUUUGAGCUCUAUACCAUACAAUCAGAUUGAUAAAAAAGCUGCUAUAGCUGCUAUGGAUACUAUUGGUGCCUAUUAUUAUUGGAUGGAAACACACCCAUCAUAUUUAAAUUUGGUAGUUCCUCUUUUAAUGAUGGGACUACAUAAUAGUUAUAUGUUUUCUUCUGCUUCUAUUGCUCUACGGGAUAUUGCUAAAGAAUGUAAGCAGUCAAUAGCUCCAUACAAUGAUAUUAUAAUUAAUACAUCAAUGAUUGUACUAAAGCAAGUUACUAAACUAAAAGAAGAGUUACGUUUGAUAUAUACGAUUGGAGUUAUCCUUUCAUCAAUUCCAUUUCCAGCUUGUAAACAAUCAUUGGAAAUGUUUCUUAACCCAAGUUUAGAAAUUAUGAAGUCAAUUUUAGCUAUUGAGGACAUAAAUGAAUGUAACAAACAUAGACCGGAGUUACAAAAGAGAAUUAAAGUAUUAGGUUCAUUAGUUUCAGCAAUCGAACAAAAAAGUGCUGUCUAUCAUAUUAUAGAAACUACAACUCCAUUACUACAAGUGUUAGCUGCUAAGUGUUUUAUUGUUUGCCCAGAAGAUCUAUUAUACAUAGGUGUUUGUGAAUUUUUUAAAUCUGUGGUUUCAAGACUUCAAGAAGAUUGUUCCAUGGCGUUGAAUAUUAUCAUUGAUAUUUUACUAUGUGGAUUUCAGAAGUCGCCUCAAUCAGCUGGAAUUUUACUCUUUAAAGAAGUUUUAAUCAUGUUUGGAAGACAUGAAGCAUUUGUUCAUAUAAUAAAAUCAACUUAUGAAAAAAUUUGUACAAGAGUUCAGUGUUUUUUUGAACAAAUAUCUUCUGAUCAAGUUGUCAUUGGAGAUAUUUUAGAAUCUUAUUUAUCUCUUCAAGGGCACAUUUUUAGAAAACUUCCAGUUAUUGCAUUUACCAGUUCAAACAUUGAUUUUACAUUCAUUUUUAGAAUAGCUUGUGAAGCUUUGUGUGUUAAUGAAAUAUUUUUAGUAAAAACGGCAACAUUUUUUCUAACAAUAUAUAUUGCCAUGAGUCGAGAAGAAAAAAUGUUUUUCAAAAUUAUUGAAGACAACGGAGAAUUUUUAGUUACAAAAUUAAUGUGUAUUAUUAGGGGUGAUUCUGUGAAAACAAAUUUAGAUCCAAUGUGUGAAGUUCUUUUAAUACUUAACAAAAAAUAUAGUGAACAUUUACGUAGGUGGCUCCAUAAUAUAAUUUUUGUACAAAAUAUUCCACUUCCAAAUGUUACAGACAAAAUAAAAUCAAAUUUUUUAAAAAAUGUCCUGAAAGAAAAAAGUAAUAAAAAAACUUUACAAGAUGCAGUAAAAGAAUUUUCAUUUAUUUGUCGUGGAUUAAUUGAAGUAGAUCUACACUUAGAAAAUUAAGUUUUUUUAACAAUUAAAAAAAAAGGUAAAAACUUAAAAAUUUUUAUUAUAUAUUGCAAUGUACUAUAGUUUUUUUAAAAUUGAUUCAUCAUCUGAUGAUGAUAUAUUGGCAAGAUCUUCAAGAUCUUCAUGUUCUUGUUUUUCUCCUAUACCUGCAUAUGUUUCAAGAAGUUCACGUUUUUUGUACUCCAGUAUUAAAUUUUGAAUAUCUUGAUCAGUUGGAACAGGUGGCGGUUGAAUAUAUCUAGAACUACUGAACAUAGAUGAAAUAUCUUCAUCAUCACUAUCAACUUCCUCAAACGCCUAAAAAUUAAAGUUAUUUUUUACUUUAUAAUUUAAUUUAUACGUUAAUGAAAAAAUACCAUAUCUAUAUCAUUAUUAAGUAACUUUUUUUUUCCUUCUUCUUCCAAAACUAAAAAUAAUAAAAAUGAUUAAUACUACAUACAGAGUAUAUAUAAACGUGUAAAUUACGUUGUUUUUCCUUCUUAGACUCCAUAGCUAAUAAAAGACCAUCUUCUUCAUCCAUGUAGCCAUAAUAAUCAGCAUCAAUAUUUUUCAUUAAUUCAGCUCUAGUUCGACGGGGUGGUGGAGGAGGUUCAUGUUCAAAUAAUUCUCUAACACCAGGUAAAUCUUUUGCAGCACCAAAAUACUUAUAACCCCUAUUACCAGGGACUUCCCUACCUUCAUGAUCAAGCAUCCGUGGU